AUGCCGGCCAUCGCCUUUCUCUACCCCGGCGCAAUGGGUGCCUCCCUCGCGUCAGUGCUGCACCGCACGCAGCCGUCGUACCGGCUGCUCACGUCCAUCGCGUCGCGAUCAAGAGUCACCACGGAGCGCUCCGACGCCUCGGGGCUCGUCAACCUGCCCCUGCCAGACGUGGCGACACAAGCCGACAUCAUCAUCUCGAUCCUGCCCCCCGCAGCGGCGCUAGACCUGGCACACAUCAUCCGCGCGCUGCUGGACGAGAACCCGCGCUCCACGCCACCAGUGUACGUCGACGCCAACGCCGUCAACCCAGCGACCAUGGCGGAAAUGGCCGCCGUGCUCGGCGACGUCCCGCUCAUCGACGGCGCCAUCAUCGGCUUCCCAGCAAAAGACGACUACUUGCCCAAACUCUACCUGAGUGCCGCGCCAGAGUGGGCCGCGGACCUCGAACACGUCGCGCGGACGCUGAGCGGCGGUGCGCCGGGCAAGGGCCUCGACGUGCGGGUCAUGCAGGACGGCGGCGCCGGCGCAGCGAGCGCGCUCAAGAUGAGCUACUCGGGCUUGGCGAAGGGAUACAUUGGGCUCGGGGCGAUUCUGGCCAUUGCCGCCAACGCGCAUUCGCCUGGCACGGCGCGCGCCUUCAUGGAGGAGAUGGCGGAAUCGCAGCCCGACCGGCUCUGGAAUCUCGGCGGGACGAUCCACCACAUGAUCCCCAACGCAUACAGAAUGGACCAAGUGUCCGAGUUCAUCUCCACCGCGCUCGACUUGCCUGCGGACGGCGAGCCGUCCCCUGCGACCGUGUACACUGGCCUCGCGAGCGUCUUCGAGCGCGUCGCGGCCGACCUGCGGUCGACAGGCCGCGCGGUCGGCUCGGCGUCGCACGGCCCACAAGGCGACGCGGACGAGGUGGAAGCGCUCCUGAGCUGGGUCAAGGACUCGCGCCGCCUGCUCGAGGACAAGGGAUACCAGAGCAACGGGAACGGCAACUAG
Vanrija pseudolonga is the source of this 987-nucleotide messenger RNA. RefSeq lists its product as uncharacterized. The transcript has 3 exons. Lineage: Eukaryota; Fungi; Basidiomycota; Tremellomycetes; Trichosporonales; Trichosporonaceae. The record is from RefSeq and is a predicted model, not a curated record. The coding region runs from base 1 to 987 and encodes 328 amino acids.